Messenger RNA from Drosophila albomicans, 1757 nucleotides. Its product is annotated as putative mediator of RNA polymerase II transcription subunit 26. Bases 93 to 1451 code for a protein of 452 amino acids. The record is from RefSeq and is a predicted model, not a curated record. NCBI's taxonomy places the organism in Eukaryota, Metazoa, Arthropoda, Insecta, Diptera, Drosophilidae. The transcript is spliced from 3 exons.
UUAAAGAAACCGCUUUUUCUCUCAGCUGAUAUUGCAUUUGCUAACUGUAAAUCCGCGCUGCUUGCAUUGUUAAAUUUACUGAAUGUGUUACAAUGACUUCGUUCAACACUGCUGCUGUGUCUAUGAAUUUAGAUGAAUAUUACGAUCAUUUUGUGGUUCCCAAGCCGGAAAUUCCCAAAAUCUAUCCGGGCUGUUCUGGGCAAACAAAAAAACGACAGGCAGCUCAUUUGCAAUCCUAUAAGGAUAAUGACGCAGCAAACGAUGAAGACGAUGGUGAUGACGACGAAUUGGAAUUAGAGCAGACCACAUCGAUCGAUGAUGAGUUUGAUUCGUCAAUUCAGGACUCGACUAAUAAUCAAAUUGACUACGAGACCAAUGAAUUUAAUCAAUUAUACGAAGACGACAAUAGCCAAAAGAAUACUGAGCAAAGUACCACUCCAGCAACGUCUGAAGCAUCUGUUGGAUCUGGUCAGCAGCGAGGCCAAGCCACCAAUAAUAUGAAUAGACCGCCUGGUGCGGCUUCUAUAGAUCUCAACGAAACAGAUGGAGGCGGAAAUCUUCGUGCUAAACAACGAAAAAGUAAACGGUUUGUGCCUUUUAACAAUAAUAAUCGCAACAGGAUUCCUGUUCAACAGCGAUUGGGAACCAAAAAUCAUCGCGAACAGUUCCUAAUGCGCAACGGAUCGAAUGCAUUAUUCAACAAUCACAAUAUUGACAAUUACAAUGGAGGCCUUUCAAAUGCAUUUAACCAUAACAACAACUAUAAUAAUAAUAAUGCCAACUUUAACAUAAAUAGUGGCAAUUAUGAUAAUAAUAACAAUGCGAACUAUAAUCCAAACAUGUUCAAUAGCAACAUGAAUAAUUCAAACUAUAAUAAUGGAUAUAAUCCGCAACAACAGAUAUCCAUUAAUUCGAGCAAUGAUUUGCAACAUUCACUACAAGCUUCUAGAGAGAUGCCAAAUUUGGUGCGUUCAAAUUCAAACUAUAAUAAUGGAUAUAAUCCGCAACAACAGAUAUCAAUUAAUUCGAGCAAUGCAUUUCAGAAUUCACUGCAAACUACUAGAGAGAUGCCAAAUUUGGUGCGUUUCAACCCUGUUAAUGAUAAUCCGUUUUAUAGUUCAUUGAUUAUUGAACGCAACUUUGAAAAUUCGAAUUUGUUGAAUUCGUUGAUGAAUCCAGCCAAUCAAAUUUCCAAUAAUAAUAUGCAAAAUCGCUUGGGCCCUCAAUAUCAAGCUCGCACAGCGAAUGAUUUUGCUUUGGGUAAUAUUCGUGAGCAAACAAAUGGCAAUACCCAAACCAGAUUCGUACCUAAUAAUUCUUUGCGCUUAGCCGACUUGGUGAAUAUGGACAGAAACACCUUUGCAAACAUGACAGUGGCCAAAAAUGCAAUCAUGUUGCUAAGGACAACGGAACAACAUUCAGCAGACAAGCUCAUUAAUAAAGAUAAAUAAUGGAUCAUCAAGAUGAUGGCGUUAACAAAAAUUCGAAAAGGGCCAACUAUUAUUAACUUUAAGUUAUAACGAUCAAAAUGUUUCUUUUAGCAGAUAUGGCCACACUUAAGCCAUGUGAAUAAUCGUAGAAUAAGAAGCAGCAGCAAUUGCCGGUUCAAUCGCUGUGAACAGCAGCACACAUACACUGAAAACUGUGGAGAGAAGUAUUUGUGUUUUUGUUUUAAUUUUUAUUAUUUUUGGCUGAUAAGAAAAGGCCGUGCCGCUUAUCAGCAAUGCACAACAAGAAAGAACGAACACUGACAGAAA